AUCUUGAAUUUAUCAUAUCUACAGAUGGAGCACAAAUUAAAAACAGAAAAAUCAAACAUCACUACAAUGAUGGAAUUUAUCCUCUUGGGGUUUUCUGAUAUUCCCAAUUUCCAAUGGAUUCUUUUUGGGAUAUUUUUAGUCCUCUACCUGACCAUCCUGUUGUGCAAUAGUGUCAUUGUACUGGUAACAAGAAUUGACCCUACUCUCCAGACCCCCAUGUACUUUUUCCUCAACCACUUUUCCAUUUUAGAAAUCUGUUAUGUAACUGUCACUAUCCCAAGAAUGCUCACAGACCUCCUGAACCAGAAAGGACACAUUUCUUUCACUGCCUGUGCUACACAAAUGUGUUUGGUCCUUCUGUUUGGAGGUUUAGAGUGUCUCCUCCUGGCCGUGAUGGCCUACGACCGCUACGUGGCCAUUUGUAACCCUCUUCACUAUGGUCUAAUCAUGAGCCCCCAGGUCUGUGUCCAGAUGGUCACUGCCUCCUGGGUCAGUGGAGUUCCUGUUGUAAUUGGGCAAACAUGGCAGGUUUUCUCUCUGCCCUUUUGUGGGUCUACCACAAUUAAUCAUUUUUUCUGUGACCUCCCCCCAGUGUUCAAGCUUGCUUGUGGGGACACAUUUGUGAACGAGAUAGCAGUCUAUGUAGUUGCAGUUGUGUUCAUCAUGGUCCCAUUUCUGUUGAUUGUUGUCUCCUAUGGCAAAAUCAUCUCCAACAUUCUGAAAUCGCGAUCUGCCAAAGGGAGGGCUAAAGCCUUCUCCACUUGCUCAUCUCACCUCACAGUGGUGGUCUUAUUCUACGGCACAGCCUCUACCACCUAUUUACAGCCCAAACCAAAUCAAUCUGAAGAAACUGGGAAGCUGAUCUCUCUUUUCUACACAGUUUUGAUCCCAACGUUGAAUCCCAUUAUAUAUACGCUGAGGAACAAAGAUAUCACCGUAGCACUGAGAAAACUACUAAGUAAAUUAUCAACUUGA
Messenger RNA from Budorcas taxicolor (takin), 975 nucleotides. RefSeq names its product olfactory receptor 10AG1-like. The transcript has a single exon. Lineage: Eukaryota; Metazoa; Chordata; Mammalia; Artiodactyla; Bovidae. Gene Ontology annotation, molecular function: G protein-coupled receptor activity; olfactory receptor activity. The record is from RefSeq and is a predicted model, not a curated record. Bases 25 to 975 code for a protein of 316 amino acids. Gene Ontology annotation, cellular component: membrane. Gene Ontology annotation, biological process: G protein-coupled receptor signaling pathway.